Capsicum annuum is the source of this 588-nucleotide messenger RNA. RefSeq lists its product as uncharacterized. Bases 1 to 588 code for a protein of 195 amino acids. NCBI's taxonomy places the organism in Eukaryota, Viridiplantae, Streptophyta, Magnoliopsida, Solanales, Solanaceae. The transcript has 3 exons. The record is from RefSeq and is a predicted model, not a curated record.
AUGGAUUUGGUUAUUAAGAGGGGAAAGAAGAGAAGGGGUGGGGAGGGUCGGCAUAGAGUUAUGUGGGGUGGCCUGACUCUGACCAGUGCUUUGGAGAUAUGGGUGAAGUUGGAAGGGAUGAGGGUGUGGGAGUAUAGGAGGGAUGUGGAUAGUAUGUGGGAUAGGGCCGCGAGUUGCAUCAAGGAUACUGCUAGAGAGUGGAAUGAAGAAGUUAAGAAAAGGGUAGAGACGAAGAAGGGGACGUACGUUAAGUUGGUUGAGAGUAAGAAUGAAGAGGAGAAGCGGAUGAGCAUGGAUGAGUACAAGUUAGCUAAGAAGGAGGCUAAGUUAGCUGUUAUGGCUGCUAAGACAACAUCUUUUGUGAGUCUGCAUAAGGGGUUAGAAGAGAAAGACGGGGAAAAGAGGUUGUUUAGGCUUGCCAAGGUAGAGGAGGUUUGCAAGGCUAUUCGCAAGAUGCAAAGGAGCAGGGCGAUGGGGCCCGACAACAUUCCAGUAGAGUUUUGGAAGUUUUCUUGUGGGGCAGGGUUGAGAUGGCUGACCAACUUGUUUAACAUCAUUUUUAAGUCCGCUAAGAUGCCUGAGGCGUAG